Messenger RNA from Trichosporon asahii var. asahii CBS 2479, 1260 nucleotides. RefSeq lists its product as uncharacterized. NCBI's taxonomy places the organism in Eukaryota, Fungi, Basidiomycota, Tremellomycetes, Trichosporonales, Trichosporonaceae. The transcript is spliced from 3 exons. The coding region runs from base 1 to 1260 and encodes 419 amino acids. The record is from RefSeq and is a predicted model, not a curated record.
AUGAUCGAGACGGGUUCAGGCGAGAAGCGUAUCGAGCUCGACGAGACGGCGACCACGAUCGAGCAGUUCCUCGAUCUCGUGACGACAGGCUCGACAAUAUUUGUCGUCACGAAAGGCGCUUCCCCGAACUACGCCCAAGCUGUGCGUCUCGUCAGCUUCCUCCGCAAGUUUGAAUGCCAGCCUGCCAUCGGGUAUCUGAACCAGUUCGUGAAGGCGCCCUCCAAGUCACAAGACGUCAAUUUUCUGCGCCUGCUGACUGCAAUGCACAUGGGCGUGCCCGAGACGUGUGCGGAGCUAAUCGACAACGAACCCGCGCUCUUUCAGUGGCUCGAUCCAGCGACUCGCAAAUACACACUCCCUAAGCAACUCCCGUACGAUGUUUUCCAGCACAUCCCCCAGAGGUACCUCUGGGCGCUGAUGGUGGCUGGCAUUCACGACGAAAGCCUUGUGCAGGUCUACGUCAAGUCUGUGCAUCCGAUGACAGUGACUCAGAGGUCUGACUCGCACUCAGCAACGUCGAGAAAGCUACAUAAUGGAAGAGAAGCAUCUCCUGUUGCCCUCGUGCCAACCACAUCCAGAAUUACCAUUCCGCCUCUCUCUGCAGGGAGCAUCAUGUCCGAGACUACCGAGCCCACCGCGCACGAGAAGUGGACGGAAGGCGACUUCGAGCUCAUAUCCUCUGACAACGUCCUGUUCAAGGUGCCGACGUACCAACUUCAAGCUGCCUCCUCCGGCUCCGGGGAGCAGCGCAUCGUACUGGAUGAGAAGAGCGGAACGAUCAAUUUGUUCUUGCAACUCGUGAUUGACGGCGCGACAUCGUUCCUAUCUUACACUCUUGGCAAACCCAACUACCAGCCCGCCGUCGACAUCGUCUACUUUCUGCGAAAAUACGAAUGUCAAGCGGUCCUCGAGCAGAUCAAGGUUCUAACAAUGCUGCCGCCUGUCUUUUUCAAGCCUGAAAACAUUGCCCGCCUGCUCAUCGCCAUGCACCUCGAUCUGCCUGAAGUAGUAGCUAUGAUGAUCGAGAGGAACCCGACAGUUUUCAAGUGGCUCCUCCCUUCCAACAGCGCCUCUGAACGUUCUGAGUUUGUCGAUUACGCAGCCUUCAAGUACGUGCCGCGCCAAUACGUGUGGGCGUUGAUAUCUGCAGACAUCUCCAAACCCGGUAUUAUGACUAUCGUUCGGUCUGGCAAUGUGAAGGAUGUGCCUCGCAGGGAGCGCUUCUUGCGCUUCUUGACCGAAGCGAAGGAAGCAGGAUAA